Molecule: messenger RNA, 2104 nt
Organism: Dreissena polymorpha
Lineage: Eukaryota; Metazoa; Mollusca; Bivalvia; Myida; Dreissenidae
Product: mucin-like protein
Exons: 10
Coding region: 194-2104 (636 amino acids)
Biological process (GO): cell-matrix adhesion
Source: RefSeq, a predicted model, not a curated record
CGAACGCAUUCACUUAGAAAAUGGCAUUGUGACUGGCACCGGAACACACUUCGGGUCGCAAAUCGAGGUGCAGUGUGAUAUUGGGUAUGAUCUCCGUGGUGACAAAAUACUAGUAUGUCAAACCAAUGGUCAAUGGAGUGGCAACCCAACAUGCAUUAUAAAAGAUUGUGGGAACAUCACAUUGCCAGCCAACAUGAGGAUCUUAACUAGUCCUAUAGUAACAACGUUUAAUUCCUUACUGCGAUUUAAAUGUCAUGAAGAUUAUCUACUAAACGAAAAUGACGCAAUGCGGUGUGACGCAACAGGUGCUUGGAACAGUUCUGUUCCGACAUGCAUCCAGAAAUCGGACAUUGGUGGACCCUGUGUUGAUGCUAGAAUGUGUAGGAUACAAAGCGCAAUUUGUGAGGAUAAAAAGUGUAUAUGCAUGUCUGGGGUGGUAGACAGAAGAACACAAAAGUGUGAUAUAAUGCCAUUGCUCCCGUUUGGAGAAGACGAAGGAGAUAUGGUUAUGAAUCAACCUGAUUGCAGCGAGCCUAUUGUUUUUUCACCUGCGAUACCAGUUUUCAACACAAUGAGACGGUCCAUGCAUGUAUGUAGAUGUGGACUCGUAAGUUUUGACAAGAAAUAUACAAAUAACAAACCAGUUCCAACGGGUGAAGCAAAAUAUGACAUCAUAGAACCGACAAUUGAUAUCAAUGACCCGGUUGUUGCAGCAUAUUUCUCAGAUAUCUUCGUUGACAAUUCCUCAUUAAUUACAUACAGGGCGUACAAUAUUCUAAACAGCUAUCCAUUCACAACCAGGGCAAUGAAAGACAUUACAUUCCUUGAAAGUUUAAUCAAACGCGUGGAAAAUCUUCCUUCAUUUGAAGUCAGUUUCGUUUUCAUUGCAACAUGGAGUAGUGUGAAACCAAAAGCGUCUGCAUUUAAUCGCAUCAACGGAGCAACGUUCCAACUGGCCAUUAUUUCAAAUGGUGUUCGGACCUAUUCCGUAACAAUAUACGGACAUGAAUUGAUGAACUGGGCUCUAAAUUCGAGAGGAAAAACUAAGACGAUUUCGUUGUGGAUCGGUCACGCCGGAGAGAAUGGUACUAUCUUCAACCACUUGCUCUCAUUCAAAACACCUGCACUUCGGAUGGAUUUAGGAUCUAAAUCAGGAGGAAUCAGUGGUCUUUUGUUGAAAAAUAUCGAUGCAAACGACACUUCAUUUAGCAAUCACGGUGUUGAUUGUAUAAAGUGGUACAACAAAAACAGCAACAUGAAGCAAAAUAUCCAUUUCUACUCACAACGUAUGCCUAUGUGCCCAUGUGCCAUCCAACUAGCCCGAUGGGACCCGUGGUUUUGGCACAUCCGGACCAAACUGCGUCAGCAAAUUAGCAACAAUAUUGUGUGCGUUGACAUGAUGCUAAUUGAAACUGUCAAGCCACAUGGAAAGUCGUGCUGCUAUUACCGUUCGACAUUAACAUUUGUGGAAAUGCAACCUCUUUCUGGCGGAUUUUACUUCGCACAUCCGUCAUACUCACUACGUGAUCACGAGUUUAAUGACGUCACCAUGAAGGACAAAUGCUGCGCGAAAUCAGACUACUGCGAUCUCUAUUACCAACUGCAUCCUACAGGCACAUGCUACACCGAGUCUCCGUACAGAUUUGGUUCCUUCUGGGGUGAUCCGCACAUGCGCACAUUAGACGGGAUGAACUACACAUUCAACGGACUCGGAGAAUACGUGUUGCUCAGCGUUGAGACGUCAAAUGUCACAUUUUCCCUGCACGCCAGGACUGAGAGGGCAGUGAAUGAACAUGGAAACCUGUCCGACGCUACAAUUUUCACGGCGUUUGCAGCUAGAGAUAAUACAAAUUCGUCAAUACACGUUGAACUUAAUGGGGCUAAGAACAAUGUGACCUUGUACGGGAAUGGCAUUGACCUUACCAAGAGUCUUUGGGAAGAACAAAACGAUAUGUUUGUGUUUAAUACGUCCACACUCACAAUUCAUGAAGAUGACGGGGUUUUGAGAGUGUCAUUUCUUGGAAUAGGUACAGUUAUUUCAAACAGGGCAAAGUUUUAUAUCGAAACUACCGGUACUUUGCAAUUUUCUUUAAAAAGGGGUUAG